Phragmites australis (common reed) is the source of this 2323-nucleotide messenger RNA. RefSeq names its product probable amino-acid acetyltransferase NAGS2, chloroplastic. The record is from RefSeq and is a predicted model, not a curated record. Gene Ontology annotation, cellular component: cytoplasm. Gene Ontology annotation, molecular function: L-glutamate N-acetyltransferase activity, acting on acetyl-CoA as donor. The transcript has 10 exons. The coding region runs from base 120 to 1892 and encodes 590 amino acids. Gene Ontology annotation, biological process: L-arginine biosynthetic process. Lineage: Eukaryota; Viridiplantae; Streptophyta; Magnoliopsida; Poales; Poaceae.
CCAAUCCGCUUCCCAAAACAACGGCGUGGCCGUCACAAAUCUGCCGGUGACUUUGCUCUGUAAAGAGAUCCCAGUCCCUUUCCAACCGAUCCCUAGGGCCAAGGGCUCGAAGCUUCUACAUGGCCGCGUCGGCUGCCGCGGCGGGCCUCGCCGGCGAGGUCUCGCGGCCCGCGGCCCGGGCGUCCGCUGCUUCCGGGGCACUUCCCUCCGGGAGCCUGCUGCGGCUACCCCUGUCGCGCCGGAGCCGGCGGCGCGGGCGCGGCGUCCGGUGCUGCGCGGUUGGGAGUCCCGGCGGCGGCGUGGCCCCGCGGGAGGAGUUCGUGGGGUUCUUCCGGGAGGCGUGGCCGUACAUUCGGGGCCACCGGGGGAGCACCUUCGUGGUCGUCAUCUCUAGCGAGGUCGUGUCUGGGCCGCACUUGGACCGCGUUCUGCAGGAUAUCUCACUACUCCAUGGUCUAGGGAUUAAAUUUGUUCUUGUUCCGGGGACACAUGCUCAAAUUGAUAAGCUUUUGUCAGAGAGAGGAAGGAAGGCCAAGUAUGUUGGUCAGUACCGAGUUACUGAUUCUGAUUCAUUAGAGGCUGCAAUGGAGGCAGCUGGUAGAAUAAGGUUAACAAUAGAAGCAAAACUUUCUCCUGGUCCUCCAAUGUUAGAUCUCCGUAGACAUGGUGUUAUUGGACGUUGGCAUGGUCUUGUGGAUAACGUUGCAAGUGGCAACUUCCUUGGUGCUAAGAGAAGAGGAGUAGUCAAUGGUAUUGAUUACGGAUUCACCGGUGAAGUUAAGAAAAUAGAUGUUUCACGGAUAAGAGAAAGGCUUGAUAGUGAUAGCAUAGUUGUUGUGAGCAAUAUGGGAUACUCGAGCUCAGGAGAAGUGUUAAAUUGCAACACUUACGAGGUAGCUACCGCAUGUGCUUUAGCCAUGGAGGCAGAUAAACUUAUCUGCAUUGUAGACGGUCAGAUAUUCGAUGAGCACGGACGAGUAAUUCAUUUCAUGUCUAUUGAGGAAGCUGAUGUGUUGAUCAGAAAGCGUGCUAAGCAAAGUGAUAUUGCUGCAAAUUAUGUCAAGGUUGUGGAUGAGGAGGGUAUCAAUCCUUUGCUCAAGGCGGACCAUGAAACAACAUUGAUUGAUAGAGCUCUUGUUAAUGGAUAUGCUGCUUCUUUUCAAAAUGGCUUGGGUUUCAACAAUGGAAAUGGUAUUUAUUUUGGUGAGCAAGGGUUUGCCAUUGGUGGUGAAGAGAGGUUAAGCAGAUCAAAUGGCUAUCUUUCUGAGUUGGCUGCAGCAGCAUAUGUCUGUCAUGGUGGUGUUCAAAGAGUUCAUAUCAUAGAUGGAACUGUUGAUGGAUCACUGCUACUAGAAUUGUUUACAAGAGAUGGUGCUGGAACAAUGAUAGCUAGGGAUGUUUAUGAAGGAACAAGGGUGGCUACAGAGGAAGAUCUUCCUGGCAUAAUAAAAAUUAUUCGGCCGCUGGAGGAUUCAGGUGUUUUGGCGCGGAGAACAGAUAAAGAGCUUCUUGAAGCACUGGAGUCAUUCUACGUUGUUGAAAGAGAUGGUUCAAUCAUUGCUUGCGCUGCUCUGUUUCCAUUUCCUGACGAAAAGUCUGGAGAAGUUGCUGCAAUUGCUGUAUCUGAAGAAUGCCGAGGAAGAGGUCAGGGGGACAAGUUGCUCGAUUAUGUUGAGAAGAUGGCGUUAUCCCUUGGCCUUGAGAAAUUAUUCUUGCUUACUACACGGACAGCAGACUGGUUUGUGCGGCGUGGCUUUUCAGAGUGCUCAAUUGAAUCUGUUCCUGAGCAGAGGAGAAAGCGUAUCAAUCUGACACGUGGAUCAAAGUAUUAUAUAAAGCAGCUCCAGACAAAGCAUGCUGGAGUCACCGAGAACAAUUGUCAACACUCAUGAAACUUGGUGCAACAUAACAAAAAAUCUACUUGGUUACAUCAUUUUGCACCUUGACCGAAGGUAUAAUUUCAUAAAGAAACAGAACAACUUUUCCUGACAGUGCCUUUGAGUGAUAGUUGUCUUUAUGUUUACGUGUGUAAAGGGUUUUCGUUUCACAACAGAAUUGAGGCAGAAAACAAAUAGCUUAUUAGGGAGGUAUGCAUGGCGUCUGAAGUGACUACCAUUUCGGUUUUUCUUAAUAAAACUAGUGAAACCAUGGGCUUUAUCCAUAGAUGUCAGAGGUACUCUCGAGAAUGUAACGCGAAGCAUUAUUUCUGGCUGAUCACUCAUUGUACUUAGGAAGAUAUGUUUUUUUUAUAAGUGGGUGGGGAAUGUUCUGUAAAGAGAGUGCAUAUUUGCUAUCUGCCAUCUAGUUUGCCAGUUUUCUUGUA